Cornus florida is the source of this 1738-nucleotide messenger RNA. Its product is annotated as UDP-D-apiose/UDP-D-xylose synthase 2-like. Bases 125 to 1303 code for a protein of 392 amino acids. NCBI's taxonomy places the organism in Eukaryota, Viridiplantae, Streptophyta, Magnoliopsida, Cornales, Cornaceae. The transcript has 9 exons. The record is from RefSeq and is a predicted model, not a curated record. Gene Ontology annotation, molecular function: carboxy-lyase activity.
UGUUUUCACCACGCAAUAUAAUUAUCCUGCUUCUCCUAACGCCAACAGUGUUUAUCUGGAGAGAGAGAGAGCGACAAUUUUCAGACAGAGCAAGAGGGAGGAAUUCCAGAGAGAGAGAGAGAAAAUGGCGUUAUCGGCGGAGGGUGGGAGGGUAGAUCUGGACGGAAAGGCCAUAAAGGCGAUAACGAUAUGCAUGAUCGGUGCGGGUGGGUUCAUAGGGUCGCACCUGUGCGAGAAGCUGAUGGCUGAGACGCCACACAAGGUGUUGGCAGUGGACGUUUACAAUGACAAGAUCAAGCACCUCCUCGAACCCCAGUCAUUACCCUGGUCCCAUCGCAUCCAAUUCCACCGCAUCAACAUCAAGAACGACUCUAGGCUCGAAGGCCUCAUCAAGAUGGCAGAUCUGACUAUAAAUCUGGCUGCUAUCUGUACUCCGGCUGAUUACAACACACGUCCUCUUGAUACAAUCUACAGCAAUUUCAUUGAUGCCUUACCUGUGGUGAAGUACUGUUCGGAAAACAACAAGCGUCUCAUUCAUUUCUCUACUUGUGAAGUCUAUGGGAAAACAGUUGGAAGCUUUCUUCCUAAAGAUCACCCUCUGCGUCAGGAUCCUGCUUACUAUGUUCUUAAGGAAGAUGCCUCCCCCUGCAUUUUCGGCUCUAUUGAAAAGCAGAGAUGGUCCUAUGCCUGUGCAAAGCAAUUGAUUGAAAGACUUGUCUAUGCUGAGGGUGCGGAGAAUGGUCUUGAAUUCACUAUUGUGAGGCCUUUUAACUGGAUUGGUCCUAGGAUGGAUUUCAUCCCCGGAAUUGAUGGUCCCAGUGAGGGUGUUCCAAGGGUUCUGGCAUGCUUUAGUAAUAAUCUACUACGACGUGAACCACUCAAGCUUGUGGACGGUGGCGAGUCACAGAGAACAUUCAUUUAUAUCAAGGAUGCUAUUGAAGCUGUGCUGUUGAUGAUUGAAAACCCAUCCCGGGCAAAUGGUCAGAUAUUUAAUGUGGGUAACCCUGACAAUGAAGUUACAGUAAGGCAGCUUGCUGAAAUGAUGACACAGGUUUACUCAAAGGUUAGUGGAGAAACUCCUCUAGAAGUACCCACCAUUGAUAUAAGCUCAAAAGAAUUCUACGGUGAAGGAUAUGAUGACAGUGACAAGAGAAUUCCAGACAUGACCAUAAUCAAUAGACAACUUGGUUGGAACCCUAAAACAUCACUAUGGGAUUUGCUCGAGUCCACUCUUACCUAUCAACACAGGACAUACGCUGAGGCUAUAAAGCAGGUCAUUGCAAAACCAGUUGCAUCCAGCUAAGAAAAUAUAAUGUGUUGGGUUUGCACUAAGAAAGAGAUCUCUCACGAGGUAUGCUGCUGGUUGGCAAGUUUUUCAAUUCUUUACAAGGACUACUCGAAAAUAUCUAAACCAUUCGUUGUCAUAUGCUACAUUUUUUGAUGUCCGGCUUUGGCAGUCGUUAGCUUACAGUUGCUCAGGAAUUUGCAUCCCAGGUAUUUGUGUUAGUAAAAAUUGUACCACUUUUAGAGGAGCAUACCAUAUUGGUGUUAUGGGCUCUGGAGCUUUGGCUAUGACACGAAGACAAAGAAAGCUGAGUUAUGCUCUUUCUAUGUUUUGUUAUCAUACCUGUAUUUCCUCCUCCUCCAAGGAAGUGUUGUACUAUUUCUUUUUCACCGGUCAGGAUCUUGUUGUAUGAAUUUGUAAUUUAUUUAUUAAUUUGUUGUGUUUACAAUGGUA